AAAAAUCUCCACAUCAAACAACAAAUCAAAUUCUCAAUAUUUGUCAAAUUUACAAUCGAAAUUGUUAGUUUUCGUCUGCAACAAUGGAGUCGAAGCAAGCAGCGCGGGAAGAGAGAGCUGAGGUGGCGGCGAGAACCGCUGCCGACGAGCUCAGCGAAGUUAACAGGGAGAGGAAGGAGCGGGAGAGUGAUGCCGUGGCGGUGGAGCGGCCGGAAUAUUACCGGAGAACGGAAGUCCGGCAAGAAGAGAGGUCUCCCGGCGUGAUCGGCAGCAUUAUCAGGACGGUGGGCCAAGCUAAGGAUGCUGUGAUGGGGAAGUCCCACGAAGCUGCUGAUAGAACGCGGGAGACGGCGGAGGAGACGGGAGCCAGAGCCAGGGAGGCGGGAGAGUACACGGCGGAGAGGACGAAGGGGGCGGCCGACACCGCUGCCCGGAAGGCCGUAGAGACUAAGGAUGCGACGGCGGAGAAGCUGGGCGAGUAUAAGGAUUAUACGGCGGAUAAGACUAAGGAGACCGCGGACUCCGCGGCGGAGAAGGCGAAGCAGGCGAAAGAUGCCACGGCGGGGAAGAUCGGGGAGUAUACAGGCUACGCGGCGGAUAAGGCCAAGGGUGCCAAGGACGUGACGGUUGAGAAGGCGGCGGAGUACAGAGACUACACAGCUGAGAAAGCGAACCAGGCAAAGAAUGCAACGGCGGAGAAGGCUAAGAAUGCCAAGGACGCGACGGUCGAGAAGGCGGCGCAGUACAGAGACUAUGCGGCGGACAAGGCGAACCAGGCGAAGGAUGCGACGGUGGAAACCGCGAAGAACGCUAAGGAUGCGGCCGCGGAUAAGGCUAGUCAAGCUAAGGAUGCGGCGGCAGAAAAAGCGAGCCGAGCGAAGGAUGCAACGGCGGAGACAGCUAAGAAUGCGAAGGAUGCGACGGUCGAGAAGGCCUACCAAGCGAAGGAUGCAGCGGCGGAGACGGCUAAGAAUGCAAAGGAUACAACGGUGGAGUACAAGGAUUAUAGCGCUGAGAAGGCUAAAGAAGGGAAGGAUACUGCGGUGGGGAAGAUCACCGAAUUGAAGGAUUCGGUUGUGGGUUACUUCACGGGGAAGAAAGACGAGACGACGCAGGCGGCAGCGGAAGCCGGCGAGGCUGCAAAACAGAAGGCUGAAGAGACUAAGGAGGCAGCUAAGGGGAAAUAUGAGGAGAGCAAGGAAGAAGCAACGAGGAAAAUGGAGGAUAUGAAAAUCGGAGACGAGCGCGAGCGUGACACGGACGCAGCGUCGCGGCGUGCCACAUCAGCUGAGAGGAGCGGUGGCGGUGGAGGAGUUCUCGGAGCUUUAGGAAGCAUGAAGGACGCCAUCAAGGAUAAGCUAACGCCGCAUCCAACGGACAAGGAUACGGCCGUCCCCUCGUACGGAGGCGAGGGCGAGGCGAAGGCGGGGCGGCGGCUUGGUGUGGAUGAGGAGGGGACGCCGGUGGUGGUGAGGGUGGAUGUGGAGAGCACGCCGGGCGGCGCCACCGCCUCCCGCCUGAGGGAGGCUGACCAGAUAGCGGGUCAGACGUUCAACGAUGUGGGACCGUUGGAAGAGCAGGGCACCACGACUCGAGUACGCCUGGAUCGCCCGGGAAAAAUGUGAUCAAGUCUUUUCAUGCCUUGACUUUCGCCACCGCUUUUUUGUUUAUUUUGGUGAUUCUCGACUAUGUACGUUUUUUCCUUAUUUUGGCUGUUUCAAAAAAUUUGGAUUGCGAUGUGCGUGGUGUAUGUAUGAAAUCGAUGUACUACAGUGACACAAUGUAAUAUCGAAGGCAUAAAUUAACAUCUUC
Molecule: messenger RNA, 1812 nt
Organism: Salvia miltiorrhiza (redroot sage)
Lineage: Eukaryota; Viridiplantae; Streptophyta; Magnoliopsida; Lamiales; Lamiaceae
Product: late embryogenesis abundant protein At3g53040
Exons: 3
Coding region: 84-1625 (513 amino acids)
Source: RefSeq, a predicted model, not a curated record